This is a messenger RNA of Sander lucioperca (pikeperch), 2623 nucleotides long. RefSeq names its product discoidin, CUB and LCCL domain-containing protein 1. Bases 142 to 2181 code for a protein of 679 amino acids. The record is from RefSeq and is a predicted model, not a curated record. The transcript is spliced from 15 exons. NCBI's taxonomy places the organism in Eukaryota, Metazoa, Chordata, Actinopteri, Perciformes, Percidae.
CAAUGAGAGGUCGAGUUUACGUCUCGUGGCCAAUAGUAAAUAUCCAGUACCUUGUACUAUACUAUAACUUUUUUUACUGAGGCCAGAAGCUCGAGCCAUCGGGGCUUGCACCUUACUUUUUCACACGGAGCUCUGGAAAUCAUGCUCGCAAAGUGUGAAAACAUCCGGGAUGCUGUGAAGUCGUUUAUUACCGGUUUCUGGAUCACUUUUAGCGUCUGUUCCGUAAGUGUUCACGGCCAGGAGGAUAAUGGCUGUGGACAUACACUGCUGGGCACAGAGUCUGGCACAUUGGCCUCUCAGAACUAUCCCGGAACCUACCCCAGUAACACCUGGUGUAAGUGGAGGCUUCGAGUGCCAGAGGGGCGAACGCUGCGACUGCUGUUUGGGGAUUUUGACAUUGAGAGCAGUCCGGGCUGCAGGAAUGGUUCUCUUGUGAUCACAGACAAGAGCGGGAUACCCAGUCUGGGUCCAGUGUGUGGGAAGCUCGAUGCAUCACUGAACAAUGUGACAUUUAAAAGCAAUGAAGUGACAAUAACCUUCAGGUCAGGCCCACACCGCUCUGGACGAGGGUUUCUACUGUCCUAUGCCACCGACCAGUAUCCAGAUCUCAUUUCUUGUUUACAACGAGGAUCUCAUUCUAGCUCGCAGCUUUUGAGUGUGUACUGCCCUGCUGGAUGUAAGAAUAUCACAGGGGAUGUUUGGGGAAACAAUGAACAGGGUUACAGAGAUACCUCAGUCCUGUGCAAGUCUGCAGUCCAUGCUGGAGCUGCAUCUGAUAGUCUGGGAGGCCGUAUCACUGUGAACCGUGGGAGAAGUCUUACACUCUAUGAAUCCACCUUUGCCAAUGGAAUCCUUUCAAAAAUGGGAUCAUUAUCAGAAAAGAAGCUGCUCUUCAGCCAAGAAUGCAACAACAUCCUGAGUGUUUCUGGUUUAAAUGCCUCAUCUUUCCGGGAUGAAAACAGUCAAGAGUACACAAUGUUCUGGUCCUCCAGAAACAUGGAUUCUAGCCAUGAGUUCCUACCCUGGGCAGCAGGCGGUAAUGAUCCAAACCCGUGGGUGGAGCUGGGGCUGAGUGAUAGAAGCACUAUCGCAGGAAUAAUAACAACGGUAUCAAACGAGUACUACAUAGAAUCCUACAGUCUUUUUUUCAGCAAGGACAGAAAAGCUUGGAAGCUAUACAAAGGUGCUCUCAGCAAAGAAAAAAAGGUGUUUCAGGCCUAUACGGAUGGCCACCUCAGGGUUCUCAACAGCUUUUUCCCUCCAGUGGUGGCUCGGUUUGUCCGGCUACAGCCACUCAGCUGGCAUGGCCGAGCUUUAGCUCAGGUGCAAAUCCUGGGCUGUCCUGUUGCCAAGGUAACACCAAGGUCCCGCUCAGCCGCUGAAUCUCCAUCCAUCCGUGUUAACAUGGACACACCACGGCCCAGCCCCACUCCUCCUUCCCCCACAGAGGGCCCAGUGUUAGUGGAUACGAGACUGAACACUUAUGUUCCUGUACGCUCCAGUCAGCCAGUAAUAGUGGCAGUGGGAGUGGUCCUGGGGCUGAUAACAUGCGGCAGUUGUUUGUUGGCUGGAGUCUGGUGGAAGAGAAGGAAAAAAGAUUCACAAAUGAAGUACUCCUUAACCACAACAGGUAGUCAGAGUUUCCAGGCAAAGAGUCUCUCCUGCCCACAAUCAGAGCUUAUCUCUUACCCUCUGGAGCGAAAUGUCCAUGAUGCUCUACCUAGCCCUCCUCUUAAUGACUAUGCAGAGCCUGCUGUUGCAACUAUUGGACAGAAGGUUGGGUCAACAUUCAGACCCUCCUCAGAUGAGGGCUACACCACCCCCUUCGCCUUCAACCAUUAUGACACUCCUGGCAACCUGCCAGAGUACGCCGAGCCUCUUCCCCCAGAGCCUGAGUAUGCCACUCCAUUCAGUGAGCAGCCCUCCGAGUCCAACCUACCGACUUUGACAGGGAUCGGUCACAGCAAUACACAUGGACCCCCUGUACCGGCACCUACCGCUGGUACCAGGACCACAUCCAGCCACACUCAGUAUGACUGUCCCUCCCACAGGAUGCUUUCCAAUGGCUACUGCACUCCUGCACUACAUGUCAAUGGCCCCCGGCCGGUCAGUGUGGUCUAUGCUGAGCCCAAGUCAUCUGACUCUUUACUACAGAAGCACACAUAUGAGGAGCCUUUGUGAACACAGCAAGCUCAGACACAAAGAAAGAAAAAUAGACUCCUGAGCUAAAAUGUGUGUUGGGACCAGAGGACCACUUGUGGGCGGCGGGGGGGCUCAAGUGGACACAAAGCUGGACAGUGUUGUCCAUACUAGAGUACUAAUGCUGACAGAGCUGAACUUCUAGUGAAUGAUGCACCCAAAGUUGAGAAGUCACUUUGGAUCACGGUGCAUAUAUGAGGGUAUACAUAACUCAUUGUGCACAAUAAUCCGAGAGCCAUAUGGACACAGAUUUUUCCUUCCAGGAAGUAUGUAGUUGUACAGCGGAAGUAUCCUGUGAUGCACAGAGUGAAUACAGGUUCAGUCGUGUCUCAGAUGAAAUGUUUAAUCACAAGCUGCACUUUCAGAAAACACAUACAGCAAUGUAUGCUUCAUUGUAUUUAACAGAUUAAUGCAAAAAAAAAAA